CCAAUCGACCUGAUCCUCCAAACUUUACAAUUUGACCUACCAUAACGAAGGGUCGGAUGAAAGCAACAACAGCAUUGGAUGUUCAGCUUUUUUUCGAAUAAACUUUAUAUUCAUGCUCAGGAAAUUCCAACCGUCCAAACAGGUUAAGCUUUGAGCAUUUCUUUUUUUUCUACUUUCAAGCUACUCGCGAAACCUACACAUGACAAAAAUAACCCACACCAGACCAACCCGCAUCAUACGACGACGCGGGCCAACACACAGAUGAUUCAGAUGAAACGUGCAGUGUAUGGGUGACGGGAUGCUAUGAUGAUCUUCUGGCACACGAUCUUACUAAACCAUGUAAAACAAAAAAAUAAAAUCUGGUAAAAUGUGAACAAUCUUUGAAUUGAUAAGUUACUAGACAGUACGAGAGAAAAAAUGGGAAGUUAAUGACUGAUUAUGCCUUUCGUAACAGACGAUUGUGUGUAACGUGAUCAGUGAAUGCAUUGUAUUUGUUUAAAUAUUUUGUUUGAUUAAUGGAGCUGUAUUUACAAGUAAAAUUGCACAGUUUUUACAAUAAGAUCGAACGAUCAUUGAUCAUCAUUGAUGAAAGUUCAUAUGCAGAUCACUGCAGCAUCACUUUCACGGUUACAUUCCACGAACUUACCAUUCCGUCCAUUCAUGAUCGUAAACCGUCAAGACGCCGAUCGCCGACUUCAGGUCACGUUGAAUCCGAAAGGCACGUUAGUUAUCGCGUGGCGAGUGAUCUGUACAGGUGCAUCAUCAUCAUCAUCCGCACCAUCCGCACUGCCGUGACUGUUUCCGUGACUGUCCCCUCGAUUCGCUCGGCAGUGAAAUGAAGCCGCACUAUAUGCUACUGUUGGCGCUUUUGGUAGGAUUCCAUGCAACCAGCAGCAGUGGGCAGAGCAGCAACGGUGCGACAGCGAUAGAUGAUCCCGAUCUGGAUGACAUGGAGUACGAGCGCGAUAACGACGGCGAGUCGCUCAUCCCCAAACCGGUCGUGGUGCGGUCGGACCUAGGCGAUCCCGUACCGACCGUACAGAUCCCGAACAAGGCCGGCGAGUUUGUCACGAUGACGCGCAUGGAUGUGCAAGAGUGCAAGAGCAAUGCCAGCUAUUACGAGGCCACCAAGUACGUGCAGUGCUAUCUGUACCGGGCGAACGAUACGGCAGAUCGCCACGAGUUCCACUUUAAUGGGUUGAGUUCGAUCGUUGCCGCCGGUUACAAGCGCACCCUGCCCACAGCCAUCCUGGUGCACGGGUGGCUCGGCAGUUCGGAAUCCGUCGUCAUUGACCCGCUCGCCAAAGCGCUGCUGGCCCAAGAAAACAAGAACGUAAUUGCCGUGGAUUGGGAGCAGGGUGCCAGCACGCUGCUCUACCCGGUCGCCCGCUACCGUGUGCCGAAGGUGGCCAACCUGGUGGCGGCACUGAUCGACAAUCUCGUGGCCGGGCUCGGCCAGGACAUCAACCAGAUCGGCAUCAUCGGGCACAGUCUGGGGGCACACAUUGCGGGAAUUGCGGCGAAACGGGUACGAUCGGGUAAGAUCGGUUACAUCGUCGGGCUCGAUCCCGCCUCGCCACUGUUUCGGCUGAAGAAACCGGACGAGCGGCUGUCGGCCGACGAUGCACAGUACGUGGAGAUUAUACACACGAACGGCAAAGCGUUGGGCUUCUUCAGCAACAUUGGCCAGGCCGACUACUAUCCUAACGGCGGUGUUCGACAGCCGGGCUGCGGAUUCAGCCUUACUUGCAGCCAUCAACGCGCGGUGGACUUUUUCAAGGAAUCGCUCAAGAUAAGCAACUAUUACGCCCGGCGGUGCGAUGGUAUCGCGAACCUUGGGCCGACCUGUUCCACCGAUCGAACGGUGCUGGGCGGAAUGAUCUGGAAGUCGUCGAAACCGGCAGGCGUGUAUUACAUCUCGACCGCCCCGAACGAGCCAUUCCUUCGCAGCGGAACGGUGGAAUUGCGACGAAGCGCCUCCUGGAUCCUUCUGCUGCUUUCACUCGCAUCGACGUACAUACGGAUCGCUUAAUCGAAGCUAAAACACAACAUAUACCAAAAAACACACAACCCAUCUGAGUGAUGUACGUCGAAUGCUUUUCAAUCGUGCCCGACACUCAUAUGACCAAAGUGGAAAUACCAACAAACGGAGAAGAUUACGCCGAGUGGGGAAUGUUUACGUGCCCUUUGCAUGGGGUACGUUGAGAUUAUUUCAUCGAAAUACGUUAAACUAGCCCAUGGUUGCGCUGAUUAUUGUAGUUCACGAUCACGAAAGAGAAGACAUAUGACACGCAACAUGAUUUUCAAAGAAAUUAAUUCGGAAUCAUCGUAAUAAUUCACUUAAUCGGUCAUAAUGGAGAGCGGUUCAUGAUCUCGAUGUUGUAAUUGUGAUCGAAAAUAAUACAAUUCUACUAAACAAACCGAUUAUGAAAUUUGUAGGUAGAGAGGAUAAAUAUUUAUAAAUAUUUAAAUAUAGAAUAUUUAAUUGCUGGGGUUUGCAUAGCCACUGAGCAGUGGUUCUCAACCUCUGUGGCCCAAAUAGACAUGAUUCGCGGAAAAUACAAUUUUUAUAAAGACAAGCUGAUUGCACUAUUGUACUGUACUUGACUUUUUUCCUAAGGUGUGAAUUUUGAAAAGUUAUUUGAACAAUAAAUGCUAAAAAGUA
Molecule: messenger RNA, 2665 nt
Organism: Anopheles coluzzii
Lineage: Eukaryota; Metazoa; Arthropoda; Insecta; Diptera; Culicidae
Product: lipase member H-like
Exons: 2
Coding region: 836-2032 (398 amino acids)
Biological process (GO): lipid metabolic process
Molecular function (GO): lipase activity
Source: RefSeq, a predicted model, not a curated record